Oncorhynchus tshawytscha (Chinook salmon) is the source of this 1996-nucleotide messenger RNA. RefSeq names its product GTPase IMAP family member 7. Bases 185 to 1036 code for a protein of 283 amino acids. Lineage: Eukaryota; Metazoa; Chordata; Actinopteri; Salmoniformes; Salmonidae. The transcript is spliced from 2 exons. Gene Ontology annotation, molecular function: GTP binding. The record is from RefSeq and is a predicted model, not a curated record.
UCGUGGGUGUGCCUUUUAAGUGUUUGGACCGCCACCGUUGGGGAAACAUCUUUCGAAAAUGAGCAGUUGCCAAGAGCAUACCGUUACUGUGGGUGUGUCUAUGGGCGGACCGCAUGAGUGAUACUAUGAAAGCAGUUGUUCCAAUCCAUUCUCUCUCACAGGAUCGACUCGCCAAGACCCAAAUAUGGCUGGUGUGCAGAAAAAACAAAAUGAGGCACUGAGGAUUGUUCUGGUUGGGAAGACUGGAGUUGGGAAGAGUGCAACAGCAAACACCAUCCUGGGGGAAAAAGUCUUUGAGUCCAAACUUUCCCCUGUUUCUCUGACAAAAGAGUGUGACAAGGCAAGAGGGGAGGUGGAUGGGAGAGAAGUGGCUAUUGUUGACACUCCAGGCUUGUUUGACACUAACUUGUCACAAGAGGAGACCCUGAAGAAGAUUGCUAAGUGCAUCUCCUUCUCUGCUCCUGGGCCCCAUGUGUUCCUUGUAGUGAUUGCGUUGGUUAGAUUCACACAGGAAGAGAAAGACUCAGUGGAGAUGAUUCAGACAUUCUUUGGAAAAGAUGCAGCAAGAUGCAUCAUGGUUCUCUUCACAAAUGCAGACCAGCUUGAAGAAGAACAAACAAUUGAAGACUUUUUGCGUGCCUCUUCAGAUCUUCAGGAUGUCAUUGCCAAAUGCGGGGGGCGGUAUCAUGACUUCAACAACAGAGAUAAGAAGAACCGCUCCCAGGUCACUGAGCUGCUUGAGAAGAUAAACAAGAUGGUCACGAUGAAUGGAGGAAGCUACUACACCACCGAGAUGUUCCAAAAGGCUGAGAGGGCGAUUGAAGAGGAGACGAAGAGGAUCUUGAGAGAGAAGGAAGAGGAGACACUCAGAGCGGAGGAGGAACUAAAAGCAAAAUAUGAAGGAGAGUUCCUAAAGGAACAACAAACCAUCCUAAGUGCAGCCACCUUGGCAUCAGCCAGAGGUUUAGCUGAAAGAGAAAACAACUUCACAAAAAAUCCUCUGUGCUUUUUGAGCUCUUUGUGUAGUAUCCUCUGAGGUGGUGUCAUCAGAUGGCAUUAGGCAUGUGACAAUAGAACAAGACAUGAAGUACUGAAGACUGGGGGGAAAAAGCACCACAUUACAAUACUGCAAAUCACAUGACUUUUCAUUAAUGAUAAAGUGGCAUGGAAAAUAAUAUUCGGAUAGGACUUGAUUUGCCCUUGAUGACAAGUGAUGGCCCGGAUGCCAAGUGAACUCAUAUAAUUUGCUUACAAUCAUACCAUUGAGUGACCUGCUUUAAAUGCUGAAGCUAACUGAAUCUGCUAACCCAACUUAAAAUAUCUGAAGUAUAUCAUUGUUUUCCAUCAUCCUUUGUAACAGGUAACACACAGACGACUGUAAUGGCAGAGAGAAAGAACCUGAAUAAUCAUGAGUGUAAUGAUACAUGCAUACUUUGAGGUGUAUUUUAUAUAUUGAUCUUGAGAUUGGGACUUACUCCUGUAUCUGGCAUAUUUGAAUGUGACUGCAUGUACCUAGAAUUUGGUAUUAAAGCUAUUGCUUCAACUGCACCUCGGGACUGUUGGAGGAAAUUAUAGUUGAAAUGAUUAAUUAUGUAUACAUUUAUUUAAGAACCAUUUAUUCUAAUACUAUUAUGUUAUGGUAUGAAAUGUAUGGGUUCUUGGUUAAGCUGUUACUGAAAAUGUAAGUAAAACAAAUUAACUGUCUGUACCUUGCGGGAAGUUUAAGGGAGAGGGAUGAUAUAUCUUUUCUGACAGAUAAGAAUGGUCCUUGAUAUUUCAUUAGUGGAGGAGAAGAUAUCUUUUAGACAGAUUGGAAUGUCUGGUUUAUGAGGGGAGUAGCAGACAUCUCCAGACCUGAAAACAUUGUGCCAUUGUGUGGAUCGGAGAGAGUGUGAGAAACUGAUGAUGUCAUUUCAUGUCCUCUCUUUAAAAUGUAAGGUUCUUUGUAUUUUGCUUCAGUACUCUCUUGUAAUAAACGCUGCUACCUGACUUUUAA